Hyposmocoma kahamanoa is the source of this 699-nucleotide messenger RNA. Its product is annotated as clumping factor A-like. NCBI's taxonomy places the organism in Eukaryota, Metazoa, Arthropoda, Insecta, Lepidoptera, Cosmopterigidae. The coding region runs from base 82 to 699 and encodes 205 amino acids. The record is from RefSeq and is a predicted model, not a curated record. The transcript is spliced from 5 exons.
AAAAGUUGACGUUGAAGUUGAACACGUGUUUUGUGGUACAGUAAUGUAGUGCUGUGUUUUAACGUUAGUAAUAUAUUAAAAAUGCCUCCAUUUCGAAAAGGCCUAUCGAAAAGAAAAUUAGAUAAUAAGGAUAGUAAACUGAGUAGUAUAAAAAAAUCAUCAAACGAGGAUGACCUUGAGGGCGCAGAGGAUAGCUGGGAUGAGAAGCUAUUUGCCGGUGAGCUGCGCGACGGCAGCGACAGCGAUAACGACUCUGAAAGCGAGACCCGCGGCGACACAAGCACCGACAGUGAGAUUGAGGGGGUAUUGUUUCAGGAUGAUGCCGAUUCCACAUUAGGAGUUGAUGUGGAAGGAAUUUGUGACCAAUCUUCAGAAUUAACGGAUUCUGGAGAGGAGUAUCAUUCAGAGGAGAGCAGCAGUACAGAUGAGGACAGUGGGGAAGAGUCUGGACUUGGCCACACACACUCUGGAUCCAGUUUAGAUGAAGGUCUGGGCCAAGCACACUCACAACUGCAGGACAAAACAAAUCAGAGCAAGAAAGCAGUCAAAACAAAUAAAGGACAAGAUAGCAGCAACAGCAUUGAAAUAUUAGCAAAUAAGACAGAGCAAACUGAUGUUGUAAUCCAGCCUGUGGGUCAAAAAGGUAGCAACGCCAACGUUCUACAGCCGUUAAGACCGCUAAAGCCUCACGCUCAGUAG